Molecule: messenger RNA, 486 nt
Organism: Candidula unifasciata
Lineage: Eukaryota; Metazoa; Mollusca; Gastropoda; Stylommatophora; Geomitridae
Source: the annotation of a GenBank genome assembly
AUGAAUAAAACAAUGUGGUUUCGCUUGACUACCGUCUUAUUCAUGUCUUCGAUGUGUGUCUACUGCCUAGAUUACUACUACUACGAUCCGACAGUUUGUGAGAAUGUUCAGCCAGGAUUAUGGGUGCGGGACACAAUGGACUGCACAAUCGGCCACCAGUGUGGCUUUGACAUGGAAGUGGUUCAGUCGAUUCAGUGUAACUCCAGCCAAGUCUGGUCCAAGCUAGCUUCCGCUUGUGUUUGGGAAUGGGAUCCAGACAGGGAUGAUUGCAAUGGUCGUCCACAUACAGCUGUUCACACUGAAGAUGAUCCAAUAUGCCAACACAACGGUCAGGUGUCUGACCCAAAGAGUUGCCGACAUUUCAUCCAGUGUCUGAACGGCAAGAGAGUGCAAAGAAUUCAAUGUCCUCACGGCACAGCCUUCUCGGACAAGACACGUCAGUGUGAGUGGUACGACGAGGUCAAGUGUGGCAGCAGAGGGCUGUGA